GCUCAAUUGGAUUCAUUGGAAUAGACUUGGAAGGAAAAGGAACUGGAAUGCUCACCAUCUUGCCCUGCUUGUUGGCGGCCAUGUUGGCUGGAAAGUGCGCACGAAUGCGACUUUAGGAUAGGACAAAAAAAUGUGUGAGAUCAAAUCAAUAGAGAUGAACUCCCGUUGUAUCUUCACUUCAACGCCUGCACACUCCGUGAGAGAUCUGCCAGGCAAAUAGGUCCGAGACCGACAACUGCGACUCGCUGGUUUGGGUCUUGCGGGUGUCGGAGCUCGUGACUCUAACCGCGCGGCUGAGCGGCUAACCGCCAGCCGAUAGUGCCAAGACGCUAAGGGCUCUCGCUUCCCACAUUCACCCACAGUCGAACUUGCACACAACUUUCCCCGAUCGACCGAUUCUUUGAGAUUCUUCAACACACCGAGUCGACCAGUCCACGCCAAAGUAGUCGCCAUGUCGGACGGAAAGGACAAGAGCGCCAACCCCAUGCGCGAGCUGCGCGUUCAGAAGCUCGUGCUCAACAUCUCUGUCGGCGAGUCUGGUGACAGACUUACCCGUGCUGCUAAGGUGCUCGAGCAGCUGAGCGGUCAGACUCCUGUUUACAGCAAGGCCCGCUACACUGUCCGUACCUUCGGUAUCCGCCGUAACGAAAAGAUCUCCGUCCACGUCACCGUCCGUGGUCCCAAGGCCGAGGAGAUCCUCGAGCGUGGCCUCAAGGUCAAGGAAUACGAGCUCCGCAAGCGCAACUUCUCCGAGACCGGCAACUUUGGCUUCGGUAUCAGCGAGCACAUUGAUCUCGGUAUCAAGUACGACCCCAACAUCGGUAUCUACGGCAUGGACUUUUACUGCUGCAUGACCCGCCCUGGUGAGCGUGUCGCCAAGCGCCGCCGCUGCAAGGCCCGCGUCGGUUCCAGCCACCGCAUCACCCAGACUGAGACCGUCAGGUGGUUCAAGCAGCGCUUCGACGGCAUCGUCCGGUAAAUUAUUCCCUCCGUUUACCGGGUGGUCUUCGAUUGGCGAUUUUGAACGAAACAGCGGGGUUCUAUGUUUAUGAAUUUCGAUCUCGAUCAAGGAAACACAAAAAAAUUUCCGGGCAGGGGCGUUGAAACUCGAAAUGAUAUUCGCCUCUGCUUUCCUACCACGGCAUGAGAUAUAGGCGUGUUAGAC
Aspergillus calidoustus is the source of this 1165-nucleotide messenger RNA. The record is from the annotation of a GenBank genome assembly. NCBI's taxonomy places the organism in Eukaryota, Fungi, Ascomycota, Eurotiomycetes, Eurotiales, Aspergillaceae.